AUGUGCAAUGAAUUUUUGUCCGAACAGAAUAAAACAGGAGUUCAGCGAGGCACACACGACCGACGAGCACAGUCCCACGCGUGUGGCUAUUCUGGCCGCAGCGACAUUGCCUGCGCCGACGAAAUUGGCCAGUCUCGUGGAAGAGGCCACCGACAGCGCAAAGGGAACCAUGUAGAGCAGCGAAACGAGGCUGGAAAGAGCCGACUGCGUGGCCAGCGCGUCUGUUCCGAAGUACGAGGCCAGCAGCGUGAGGACCUCGUACGCCAGCGACUCAGCCAGAAGCGUGAUUGUGCCUGGAACAGCCAGCAGCGACAGGUCGUACCAGUGCGACAGCGCGUCCCUGGAAAACCCGUCCCAGCACUCGUCUCCGUCGAUGAACAUCACGUAGAGCACCAGGAGGAUGAACAUGAGCCAGAAGUUGAUGACGGCCGCGAUGGGGGCGCCAAUGUAGCCAAAGCCGAGGUAGUAGAUCAGCAGCCAGUUGACCAGAAUGUUGAUUGGCGACGUGAUGAAGAGGAUCAGAAUGCCGGCCUCGAAGAUCUCCUGAGCCUGGAGGAACCGUUUCCCGUUCUCGAAGAGAAUAUACGCCGGGCCUCCCAGGAUCAGAAUCCGCAGAAACUGCUGCGAGAGCCGCACCACCUCUGUGUCGUCGAUGAAUUUGCUGAGCACCGCGCCGCUGUUCCACCAGAAAAAAGCGGCCGGAAUGUACAGAACGAGAGAAAACAGGCUGCAGCGCUGUGUGUGGACGCCGACCUUUGCGUACUGGCCGGCUCCGUACGCCUGCGGACACAGCGUAUCGAGCGACGUCGCUAUUCCCUCGUAAAUCGCCAGCACGAUCGUGCUCGUCAUGGAAGCCAUGCUCACUGCUGCCAGUUCCUGCUUCCCCAGAUGUCCGACGAAUAUCACCGACACAAGAGAGAAUAUCUGCUCUAA
Messenger RNA from Ogataea haglerorum, 933 nucleotides. RefSeq lists its product as uncharacterized. The coding region runs from base 1 to 933 and encodes 310 amino acids. The transcript has a single exon. Lineage: Eukaryota; Fungi; Ascomycota; Pichiomycetes; Pichiales; Pichiaceae. The record is from RefSeq and is a predicted model, not a curated record.